Cryphonectria parasitica EP155 is the source of this 644-nucleotide messenger RNA. RefSeq names its product Bet v1-like protein. The transcript is spliced from 3 exons. The record is from RefSeq and is a predicted model, not a curated record. Bases 8 to 469 code for a protein of 153 amino acids. Lineage: Eukaryota; Fungi; Ascomycota; Sordariomycetes; Diaporthales; Cryphonectriaceae.
GAUCAAGAUGUCUUCUACCAAUAUCCCCACGUCCACUUCUGUCCUGGAGAGCGUUGUCAUCAAGGCUCCGCUCUCCCAUGUCUGGCACUUCAUCAAGCUCCAGGACUUCAGCAAGUUCUGGUCCUCUCUGUCCAAGUCUGAGGUCGUCAAGGGUGCCAAUGAGGAGACUGAUGUCUUCAAGUGGACCUUUAAGGAUGGCACCGUGUAUGAGGUGAAGCAGGAGGAGCACAGCUCCAUCAACCACAUGAUCACCUACAGUGUCAUCACCUCUUCUCCUGAGCUCACAUAUUCCAGUGUACUCAGCACUAUCCGCUGCCACGCUGUCACUGCUGGCUCGCAUAGUGAGAGUACCUAUGUUGAGUGGAGCGCUAACUUCUCCAGUGAUGCCAAUGCUGGCGUUAUCUCUGAUGCCAAGUACAAGCGCAUUGAGGCUCUGCUGGAUCUGGAGAAGGCUGCCACUAAGGCUUGAACAGCCUGCGGAAUGCUCAGCAGUAGGGUCAGCACGGGUCACUGGCCACAAAAAAGGAUGUGGUUUUCCAAACAGGAGAGUACUCCCUGGAGGCUGAAGUUAUACGGGAAGAUUGUGCCUGAGAUUGGUCAUUUCGAACCUGCUUAGUAUCAGAAUGAAUAACAAUCAAUCGUCA